Knipowitschia caucasica is the source of this 351-nucleotide messenger RNA. Lineage: Eukaryota; Metazoa; Chordata; Actinopteri; Gobiiformes; Gobiidae. The record is from the annotation of a GenBank genome assembly.
AUGGAUUAUAAGGGUCAGAAGCUGGCGGAGCAGAUUUUCCAAGGAAUCAUUCUUGUCUCAGCGGCAAUUGGAUUUAUUUAUGGUUUGAUUGUGGAGCAGUUUGGAUGGACCGUGUACAUAGUGUUAGCUGGUUUUGCCGUGUCUUGUGUGCUCACUCUCCCUCCAUGGCCGAUGUACCGACAGAGCCCUCUAGCCUGGCAGCCCAGCGUCGCAGAGGGAAGCGCCUUGAUGAAUCCUGACUGCACACCUCUGCUCCUGACCACAAACCUCUCAUUGGUCCUCGUCCUCCACGACCCCCAGCGCUCCCUGCAGCAGUGUGACCCCCAGACCCAGAAGAGCGUCAGUCCUUAA